Capsella rubella is the source of this 2311-nucleotide messenger RNA. RefSeq lists its product as uncharacterized. Bases 43 to 2076 code for a protein of 677 amino acids. The transcript has 4 exons. Lineage: Eukaryota; Viridiplantae; Streptophyta; Magnoliopsida; Brassicales; Brassicaceae. Gene Ontology annotation, molecular function: RNA binding; zinc ion binding. The record is from RefSeq and is a predicted model, not a curated record.
UGGCGGUCUGAACUCUGAACUCAGUUUGAUGAACCAUUGAAGAUGGUGCUGUCGAACAAGAAGCUGAAGCAGAGGAUUCGAGAAGAUUUGGUUAAAUCACUAUCUGUCUCUGUAGCCGAAACCAAUGAAGAGUCUCAGUCUCAGUCUCUGAAAGAGCUCCUUGAUUCAGCUAGUCACAAACCCAGAUUGUCAAAGAGAGAGAAACGAAGAAAUAGCGAAACUUGCGGCGCUGGAGGAGACGACGGAAUCAGAGAGAGCGAAGUGGAAGAUGACGUUGAAAAUGGUGGGCCAAGCGAGAAAACUGAUACUAAGAUUAGAGCGACGAAGAGAAAGAGAGAAGAUACUGUGGAAGGCGAAUUAGAAGGAGAUGAAGGGACUAAGGAAGGGGAAAAUCACCAGGAGAAGAAGAAGAAGCAGAAAAAGAAGAAGAAGAAGAAGAAGAGAAAAGUAAACAAAACGCCGAAGAAGGCUGAGGAAGACGGUGUAGAAGAGAAGGCUAAGGUAGAAGAGAUUCAAGUGAAUAUUACUGAGAAUAAAGAAGAAGAUGGGGUUGUUCCUAAGAAGUUAUAUGUUGGGGGUAUUCCUUAUCAGAGUACAGAAGAUGAGAUUCGUAGCUACUUCAGAAGCUGUGGAGUCAUCACUAAAGUUGACUGCAAGAUGCGUCCUGAGGAUGGGGCAUUCAGUGGUAUUGCAUUCAUCACUUUCGAAACUGAAGAUGGUGCAAAACGUGCUUUGGCUUUUGAUAGAGCUGCAAUGGGUGAUCGAUUCUUGACAAUCCAGCAAUACGUGAAAACCACCACCCCUUCUAUUCCCAGAAGAAAACCAUCUUCUGGCUUCGCUCCAGAAAUGGUGGAUGGCUAUAACAGGGUGUACAUUGGGAAUUUAGCCUGGGACACAACAGAGCGUGACAUACGGAAACUCUUCUCUGACUGUGUAAUAACCUCAGUGCGGUUGGGCAAAAACAAAGAAACGGGGGAGUUUAAAGGGUACGCGCAUGUGGACUUCAAGGAUAACGUGUCUGUGGCAAUUGCACUGAAGCUGGAUCAGCAGGUUAUUUGCGGAAGACCUGUCAAGAUUUGCUGUGCCCUUAAAGAGAGACCAGUACCUGAUGAGACAACCAAUGUUGGUUCAUACAACACGGAAGAGACUUAUGCUGCUGCUGAAGUGCCUAACGAAGUUAAUAACGGAAACUACUUUACAACCACGGUUAGCAGCGGUAAGAUCAAAAAGAGGGUCUGUUAUGAGUGUGGUGAAAAGGGCCAUCUUUCUACAGCAUGUCCGAAAAAACUUCAAACUGCUGAUGAUCUGGCAAACUCAAAGCUGGGUCAGGAGACUGUCGAUGCUGGACAGGCAAUGCAAAGUUAUGCUCUUCAAAAGAAUAGUGGUGAUUCGUACUACAUGAAUGAGGCAUAUGCUGCUUCAUAUGAAACUAAUAAUGGAAGCUUACCAACCCCAGUUAGUACUGGUAAGGUCAAAAGAAGAAACUGUUACGAGUGUGGAGAAAAGGGCCAUCUUUCUACAGCAUGUCCGAAAAAGCUUCAAAAUGCUGAUGAUCAGGCAAACUCAAAGCUGGGUCAGGAGACUGUCAAUGCUGGACCGGCUAUGCAAAGCUAUGGUCUUCAAAAAAAUAGUGGUGAUUCUUACUACAUGAAUGAGACAUAUGAAGCUAAUAAUGGAAGCUUACCAACCCCAGUUAGCACUGUUAAGGUCAAAAGAAGAAACUGUUACGAGUGUGGAGAAAAGGGUCAUCUUUCUAGUGCUUGUCCCAAGAAGCUUCAAAACACUGCUUACACAAACUCAAAGCAGGAUCACCAGACUGUUGAGGAAGGACUGACUCAUGUAGCAAGCUAUAGUCUCGAAAAGGAAUCAAGAGAUACUGAGAGCAACGGUGAUUCUUUCAUGGAUGAGACAUAUGCUACAGAUCCUAUAUCCGUUGCUGUGACAAAUGGAGCUAAUGAUGGAAACUCAACAUCCGUGGUUAAGACUGGGAAGGUCAAAAGGAGAAACUGUUACGAGUGUGGAGAAAAAGGUCAUCUCUCUUCAGCAUGUCCUAAGAAGCUGCAAAAACAAGGCUGAUCCCACAACCACAUGCUCUACAAAGAACAGCUUAAACAUUGUAACAUUUUUUCAAAAGUUUUGCAUUUCAGUUUUACGAAUAUGGAAGGACGUGGACCACUUGAUGAAAGAGUGGAGUUUUGGUCCUACAUGUUGAUUCUGUAUUCCUUUAGUAUGAUCUUUUAUAGAAUUCUCUAAAGUCCAAACCAUAAGAGUAUCCUCCAGAGUCUCUCGCAUAUAUCAUCAUCACUUGAUA